CUCGCUCGCUCUCUGGAGGGAGCAUCCAUCCAUCUGUGCCGACUGGGAGACGCCUGUCAUGUAUGCCGAGCUGCUCUUCCAGGUUGUUUGUCUAGCUUUACACCAGAGUGAAGCGAGGACAGGACGUCGCAUUGGUCCACAUGUUUGCCUGUCUGGUUUUGGAAGUGGCUGCUGUCCUGGGUGGACACCAUCUCCGGGCAGUGGGCAGUGCAUCCUGCCACUUUGUUCCUUUGGCUGUGGCAGUGGUUUCUGCAUUGCUCCCAAUGUCUGCUCCUGUAGGGAUGGAGGACAGGGCAUUACCUGUCAAGAGCCUCCCGGUGCCUGUGGAGAGUAUGGCUGUGACAUUGCCUGCAAUCAUGGGGGCUGCCAGGAGGUGGCGCGGGUGUGCCCUCUGGGAUUCUCCAUGACUGAGACAGCCAAUGGUGUACGUUGUGCAGACAUUGACGAAUGCCUGAGCGCUUCUUGUGAGGGGCUCUGUGUGAACACAGAAGGUGGUUUUGUGUGUGAAUGUGGCCCAGGAAUGCAACUUUCUGCUGACCGACACACCUGUCAAGACACCGAUGAAUGCCUAGCCACACCCUGUCAGCAUCACUGCAAGAACAGUAUUGGCAGCUAUCGAUGUUCCUGCCAUCCUGGUUUCUACCUGCAUGGCAACCGGCACUCCUGCGUUGAUGUGAAUGAAUGCCGCCGACCUGGUGAGAAGCGAGCCUGCCAGCACGCCUGUCACAACACGCUGGGGAGUUUUAUGUGCAGCUGUCGACCAGGCUACCACCUCGGCGUUGAUCGAGUGUCCUGUGAAGGUUUUUCAAAGACAGGACUGGCUCCAUCUCCCAUCUUGCAAUCUCUCCAGCACCCACCGACUUUGCUGCGGCUUUCUCCUGAAGCUGUGGCCCCUGUCCUGCCCCCCAGGGGCCCUCCCCCUUCUCGAGCUCCCGUUCCCCACAGUAUGCCCAGAACGCCAGCUCCUUCCCCGUCCUUCCCCACACUUUCGGCGCUUCCACAUGCUGCCUCUCACACCCCUUCCCCCAGUUCCCCCUUUGGUAGCCCCUCCUUGCUGAGAACUGCCAGGCCGCCAGUGCCGACGAGCCCUCAGCUACCAUCACUACUGCAAGAGGCAACUACAAUGCCCCCUCUCUCAAGCCCUACAGUGCCACUAACCUCCUCUUCAGCCCUGCCUUCUGCUUGCUGGCAUGGCGGGGCUCUUCGUGAGAGUGGCAGCCACUGGAUAGAUCCAGUGUGCCUGAAUUGCUCCUGUGAGAGUGGGCAAGUGCUGUGUCAAGCAGUGAAGUGUGAGGUCGUCUGCUCCCAUCCAGUGCCACCAGGAGAGGGGGAGUGUUGUCCCAUUUGUGCAGGGUGCUUCUAUUAUGGAAUUUCCAGAGCUGAGGGGGAGGUUUUCUCUCUCUCCAAGGAAAACUGCACAGUUUGUGUCUGCCUGGCAGGGAACGUAUCCUGUAUUUCUCCAGAAUGUACACCCAGUCAAUGCUCCGCUCAGACUGACUGCUGUCCCUGCCAGCCAGAGCCAGUGGAGUGCCAUUUCCGUGGCCAGAUCUAUGCAGAGGGGACAGAGUUCAGCCUGGACGGUGAUGAUUGCACCACCUGUGUUUGCAGGCAAGGGGAAGCCGAAUGCUCCUUCACUCCCUGUCCCACUCUGGAGUGUCCCCAAGAUGACUGGGUGUUGGCCCCGGGGCAGUGCUGCUUCACCUGCCGAAAGGCUGCACCUACAACAGGUUGCUUGGUGGAUGACAAUGGAGUUGAAUUUCCAGUUGGACAAAUCUGGUCACCGGGUGAUCCCUGUGAGUUAUGCAUCUGCCAGGCAGAUGGCUCAGUGAGCUGUAAGAGGACAGAUUGUUUAGAAACAUGUCCUCACCCGAUCCAGAUUCCAGGACAAUGCUGUCCAGAUUGCUCAGCAGGCUGCACUUAUGCAGGAAAAACCCACUACAACAAUGAGACAUUCCCCUCUGUUUUGGACCCCUGCUUAAGUUGCAUCUGUUUGUUGGGUUCUGUGGCCUGUUCGCCUGUAGACUGUAUUGUCUUUUGUACAUAUCCUUUCCAUCCAGAAGGAGAGUGCUGUCCAGUUUGUCAUGACUGCAAUUACAAAGGAAGGAAAGUGGUGAAUGGACACAACUUUGCACCAGAAGGUGAACCCUGCCUUAAUUGCACCUGCCAGCUUGGAGAGGUAAGCUGUGAGAAGAGACUCUGUCCAAGCAAUUGUGCUGAGCCCUCUGCUCCCCCUGCACAUUGUUGCCCCAACUGCCAAGAUAAUGAAAUUACAGAUGACCUGACAUCGCUAGAGAAUAGCAUAACCUCUUCUCAGUUUGAAGACGGGGAAUCAAAGACAAGAUUGCAAGCCUUCCGCUCCAUGGCCUUGAUGUCUAACAGGAACUGCAGCUAUUGCAGCACCAACCUCACAGUUGCUACAUCGAGUCCAGAAGCUGACCCUGCAGCACAUAAUAACAUAAGUGCCUUGAAGACUCCACCUGUGAGCCAAACUGCAUCGGAGCACAUUGAGGCGCAUCAGACCAGACCAGGAGAGCAUGACAGCCUGCGUCUCAACAGACCACCCAGUGCCAAACCUCCUCCUCCUUGGUUAGGACGAUCUGUGACUCCUCAGAUGAAACCAGGGUCUGCUCCGCUGCUUCUAAACAGGCCAGAAAGCAUGGGAUCUCCUGCCAUCAGAGCAAGUGACUCCUCGUCCACUCAUUCUAGUGUUCCUUCCCUCGUUACAAGGACAACUGGAGAUACUGUGGCAUCCACUGAUGUUCAUCCUUCUGCUCCCCUCAUUGUGGGUAAACUGAGAAAUUCCUUAGCUUCCCGCUUUCAGUUAUCAGAGACCCACCAUCUUCCUUUGCUACCUCCAGAGGAAACUCUUUCCCCUUCAGCCAGUCCUAAUUUAGCCUCUUUGUCUUUACAAGAAUAUCUUGGGAGCCCAUCCGAUAGAACAGGUUCGCCCGCUGUGGGCCCGCAAAUGGUGGCGAACAGUUCAACAUUGCCCCCUGGUGGUGGGAAUAACCUCAAUGGCUCUGAUCCUUAGGGAGGGAAAGCUAGGCUUAUUUUGAACAGGAGAGUAACCACUUUAACCUCAUAGGUGGGGGAGAGCCCCAGU
Molecule: messenger RNA, 3103 nt
Organism: Pogona vitticeps (central bearded dragon)
Lineage: Eukaryota; Metazoa; Chordata; Lepidosauria; Squamata; Agamidae
Source: RefSeq, a predicted model, not a curated record